CAACUCACGGGCACUGCCCAGGAUGAGUUGGGCAGCAGUUAAUCUGUAUCAUUUAUGGGCAAGAUCUCUAGGACCAUUAUCUGGACCGGACGAAACAUCUUUUCGAAGGACAUUCUUAACACUCUUUCAGCAACGUUGGAAGGCCAAGCGACUCGUCAGAGGCUACCAUGGCGAUCAAAUAGGGGAGAAAAAGUUCAAAAGAUACUAUCUUCCUGAGUUCAUUCCAGAUGUGAGGCCAAGACGCCCUAUGGGGCUCGGCAUUCGCGAUAUCGAGUCGUUAAGAAUGAUGAACCGAACCAAAGAGGCAGUUGCUCGAGAAAGAAAAGCAAAAGAAGAGGACGAGGAACUUGCAAGCGCGCCAGUUGGCAGCUUAAUGUUUAUCGAGGUCGAACGACGCCUUGACACCAUCGUUUUUCGUUCAUGCCUGUCGACAAGUGUAUACCAGGCUCGGCAUCUUGUACUCACUGGAAAAGUCAAACUUAACGGUGUAGUGUGUAAAAGCCCAGGAAAGAAGCUGGAACCCGGAGAUAUGAUCUCUGUAGAACCAACAGCUAUCUCUUUCUUACAACAAUCAGCUCCAAAUGCCCAUAUGCGUACAUCUGAACUACCCGUAGAAGAAACCAUACCAGAAGAACAAGAGCCAACAGAAAACUCAGAAUUCGAAGCUAGUGCUACUGAAUCAAAUGAAUCAGUCGACGAAGUAGCUGCUACAGAAAUUGAGGAGACAGAGGCACAAGUCCAUGAGAGCAAAUACUGCCAGAAGUUGGAAGGCAGAAAGGAGGCUGAGGAGCAAGCAGCCUAUCAUGAUACACUAGGAUUCCAGCUCAAAAUACCAGACUAUGCGGCUCCCUUCUUAUUCGUUCCCGCGUAUCUCGAAGUCUCAUUCGUGACAUGCUCGGCGGUUUAUGUUCGACAUCCGACAGCACGUAAAAACUAUUCAGAGUUGCCUACUCCUUACGAAGCUGAUGGAGAGCUCAUGAGGUUGGCAUGGGAAUGGUAUGUCAAGGUACGGCCAAGAAUGAGGGGACGUUUGCAGCGCGAAACGGGUCCUCACGGAACGAGGCGCCCAGUACCGUACUGGUCUCAAUACCAACGUUGA
Acaulospora colombiana is the source of this 1099-nucleotide messenger RNA. The record is from the annotation of a GenBank genome assembly. NCBI's taxonomy places the organism in Eukaryota, Fungi, Glomeromycota, Glomeromycetes, Diversisporales, Acaulosporaceae.